Messenger RNA from Archocentrus centrarchus (flier cichlid), 1368 nucleotides. RefSeq names its product mitotic spindle organizing protein 2B (gene mzt2b). The coding region runs from base 175 to 795 and encodes 206 amino acids. The record is from RefSeq and is a predicted model, not a curated record. The transcript is spliced from 5 exons. Gene Ontology annotation, cellular component: centrosome; spindle. Lineage: Eukaryota; Metazoa; Chordata; Actinopteri; Cichliformes; Cichlidae.
AUACGCGUGUUGACUACAUUGGUCUCCUUAUGAACUACAAAUCCCAAAGUACUGCACGCAUGGCGAUGACGUAUUUUUUGCGCGUUACGCCUGGCUCAAACUGGGAACUUGAGGUUAAUGAUUUUGUAAACGCUCAGUACACUGCUCUGCUCUUUUAAUGUACAUGCAUUAGUCAUGUCUCAACAACCACAACAAACGAUCCCCUCCGCCCCUGACUCCCCUGCGCUGGUGGUCACAUCUAACGUACAGAAAUAUGCUAUAAAGAAGAAGAAAGUCCUCAGCGCCGAAGAAAUGGAGCUGUUUGAACUUACUCAGGCUGCAGGAAUCACUGUGGAUCAGGAAGUUUUUAAGAUCAUAGUGGACUUGCUGAAGAUGAACGUGGCUCCUCAAGCAGUCUUCCAGACUUUGAAGGCAAUGUGUGCAGGACAGAGGGUAGCUGAAAGCUGUGCAGCAGACUCUUCAGCUGCCGUCCACACCACAAGCAUGGCCACAGCGCAUGCAGAAGCCAAAGAAGAGGACUCAUUGGCCUCUGGAAAGAGCCCUAAACCUGCCGCGGCUCCCCCCUCAGCAUCGGGCCCCAGAGCCACAAGGGUCAACACUAAGAUUGUGGUCUACGGCCCCCAAGACACUAGUUCUCCUCACUCUCAAGUGCGCAGUAAAGCUGGUGCCAGCCACAGCGAGAAGAGCAGGGAGGCUUCCAGCCAGAGAGUGCAGCGGCAGCCCAGUGCCACUAGAGGGCAGAAGACCAAGAGCUCCGGCAGCAGUAGUUCUUCCUCACAGAUAAACUCGACCUAAGACUCAGGCCACUGGAGGCCAUUUGUAAAUGUGUAGGUUUCUUUACGUUUAACUUAUCUGUAUGUUACACUGUUUUACACCUUUAAAGGACUGGUUCAAUAAAUGUGUUUUCUGGUUUUAUUGGUCUUGGGUUUGAGAUCCUCCUUUUAAAUGUUUGCUGUAAACAAUUCAUGUCAAGCUGGAUUGGUUGCUUGUAGGAACCUUUUUAUGUGGUUCAACCACUGACCCUUAACUGUAAGACGUGUGAUGAGGGAGUGAUCUGUCGGUCAUAUUGGAAAAAUUAAAGCUGUCUGCAUCACUAGAUAGGUUCCAGUGACUGUAAAUUAGAAAAUAUGAUUAGAUUUUCCUUUUUAAAAUUGAGCUAAACCAGUCCUUUAAAGUUCUAACAAUUUAAAAAGGGAGUGCAGUGUGUCUCGUUAUUAUGCUGUCAGGUUUUGCUGUCAUUAAGCCUUUUUCUCAGUUACCAUUUGCAAUUCAAACAAGUGAGACUGACACAAAAAAAUAUUUUAAUUAGAAUAUUUUCUACUGAAAAAUGACAAUGUCUGUUCAUCGUGAACAUUUUUUUGUUUUUAU